UGAUACCCCUAGUCCCCUUUCUCCUUUGCUCACUUGAGACCCAUUCCAAUUGCGGAAGUAGACCCCUGAUUGUCUCACCAUCGUCAUAUCUACUGGUGACGCUUGAUUCACGUGCUCAGUUGUCGUCUCGAUCUCACCUCGACAAACGGACGAUAGCCGCGUUCCUGCACUUCAGGACUUGAUAUCCAGCGCCCACAGUGGAAUUGCUGUAUAGUGAAACAGAACUUGAGGCGACAACCUCUUGCUCGGGACUCGGAAACACGGGCUUGGCGCUCGGCACGGCAAUAUCUCGGAGGACGCUCCGUUGAGCCUGCGAGUCCUCUUAAGGAGGACUUCUAUAGAGGGAAAGAGUCAGGACAGAGGCAAAACAAGCGGCAGCUAUGGCGACAAAAGUCACCAGGGACGGCAAGAAGCCGCCAUCAGCGGCGACAAACUUGAUCGCUGGCGGAGGUGCUGGUAUGAUGGAGGCAUUGGUGUGUCAUCCUCUCGAUACCAUUAAGGUGCGCAUGCAGCUUUCACGGCGCGGGCGGCAGCCAGGCAUGCCCAAACGGGGCUUCAUCCGAACCGGCGUUGAGAUCGUGCGCAAGGAGACGCCUCUCGGCUUGUACAAGGGUCUCGGGGCGGUCCUGACGGGCAUCAUCCCGAAGAUGGCCAUCCGUUUCACUUCGUUCGAGUGGUAUAAACAGCUGCUCAUGAACAAGGAGACCGAGAUGAUCUCGGGACAGGGCCUCUUCUUCGCCGGCCUCGCCGCGGGCGUCACCGAGGCCGUUGCCGUCGUCACCCCCAUGGAGGUGGUCAAGAUCCGGCUGCAGGCGCAGCACCACAGCAUGGCCGACCCGCUCGACAUACCCAAGUACCGCAACGCUGCCCAUGCUCUCUACACCAUUGUAAAAGAGGAGGGCGCCGGUGCCUUGUACCGCGGUGUCUCCCUGACGGCUCUACGCCAAGGUAGCAACCAGGCCGUCAACUUCACCGCUUACACCUACUUCAAGAACUGGCUCUACCAAUGGCAGCCCGAGUACCAAGGCGGCAACCUCCCCAGCUACCAGACCACGCUGAUCGGGCUGGUGAGCGGCGCCAUGGGCCCGCUCAGCAAUGCGCCGAUCGACACGAUCAAGACGCGACUGCAGAAGAUGCCGGCCGAGGUGGGCACUACGGCGCUGCAGCGGAUCAGCAGGAUCGCCGGAGACAUGUUCAAACAAGAGGGCUUCCACGCCUUCUACAAGGGCAUCACGCCCAGGAUAAUGCGCGUCGCACCUGGCCAGGCCGUCACUUUUACCGUGUACGAGUUCCUUAAGGAGAAGCUCGAGAAGAGCGCGCCGGCCGUCUUGACGGGGGGAAGGUACGAGGAAUAACAGCAACACCCGCGCCCCCCUCACCCUUACCUUACCUUAUACGCAUCCAUCCCACCACCCCAAUGCUCCCCCUAACCAUGCGAUAA
Molecule: messenger RNA, 1441 nt
Organism: Chaetomium strumarium
Lineage: Eukaryota; Fungi; Ascomycota; Sordariomycetes; Sordariales; Chaetomiaceae
Product: mitochondrial carrier domain-containing protein
Exons: 4
Coding region: 381-1355 (324 amino acids)
Biological process (GO): transmembrane transport; fumarate transport; succinate transport
Cellular component (GO): mitochondrion
Molecular function (GO): succinate:fumarate antiporter activity
Source: RefSeq, a predicted model, not a curated record